UAUUUAAUCUUUAAAACACACUAUAACACUUCAAUAUCACAGUAUUCAUCUUAAAAAUGUAUUAUUGACGUUAUUCAGGUACAGAGUGGUCAUUCUCGGAGAGGACUCUACAGAAGCGUUCAAUUUUGUUCUUAUGGAUCGAGGUGUGAAGAGGAUGGUUGGAAUUUCAGCCACUAAGAUGAUCUCAAACAAGCUCAAGAAUCAAACAAGUACCGAGUUUCCUGAAGAAAUUAGAGUUAUAACAGGAAAAGAGCUCAGGCUUAAGUUGCUUAUCAGUGAAGAUAAUGUUAAGGUGAAUAGCAGACUGUUUUUUGCUGUGGACGCCGUUGAUGCAGAUGCUCCUGUCUCUGCUAUUUCCUCGGUGUCGGGUACAUCGAGCACAACGUCCUCUAUUACCAAUAGUUCUGCCGUGAAACAUUUAGAAGAGACUGAGACACCAUCAACCUCAAAAUCUUCUACCAAGAGGGUGAAAGUGGAACUGUGAGUUCCACUGCUGCUAAUAAAAGGUAGAUCCGUUUGCUGCGUCCCACGCUUUGCAUGAGAAGCUCUCACUUGGAUCCUCCCAUUUCGUUGCUGCUAUCCAGUUUCUAUUAUUAUUCUCUGCUCAAUGGAUAUUGUUAAACUUAGUUGUGUUUGUCUAAGGAUUUCUAUUUUUUUUUUUGAUGUUUCUCUGUGGAUUUCUAUUACUUAUUGGUGUUUGCCUAAGGAAUUCUAUUAUUAUUAAUAAGUUCCAUUUGCAAUAA
Molecule: messenger RNA, 743 nt
Organism: Daucus carota subsp. sativus
Lineage: Eukaryota; Viridiplantae; Streptophyta; Magnoliopsida; Apiales; Apiaceae
Exons: 4
Coding region: 134-484 (116 amino acids)
Source: RefSeq, a predicted model, not a curated record